This is a messenger RNA of Chelonus insularis, 1725 nucleotides long. RefSeq names its product Brahma-associated protein 60 (gene Bap60). NCBI's taxonomy places the organism in Eukaryota, Metazoa, Arthropoda, Insecta, Hymenoptera, Braconidae. Gene Ontology annotation, cellular component: nucleus; SWI/SNF complex. Gene Ontology annotation, molecular function: transcription coregulator activity. The transcript has 6 exons. Gene Ontology annotation, biological process: regulation of transcription by RNA polymerase II. The record is from RefSeq and is a predicted model, not a curated record. Bases 151 to 1647 code for a protein of 498 amino acids.
AAAAAUUACCAUGCGAUGGUAAUAUCAAGUAGUGAUCAGAGAAAGCUACGCCAUAAUGGAGUCGUUAUGGAGUUUGAGAGCGAUAAUGGAGUAAUGUUUGCAGUUUUGGCUUCAUAAACAGUAAAGAGUGAUUAUUGGUGAUCUUUAAUCAUGGCCCAAAGAUUUCCAGUACCUAAUACUGGGAAUAAUGGUCCACCAACUCAGAGAUACCCUCCACCAUCAGUUCCCCCAAAUUUGCGUCAGUAUGCUGGGCCAAAUUUUCCGAUGCAACAAAGAUCGGGAUUCACUCCUCCACCACAAAUGGGAACUGGAGGUCCUGGACCCGGUGGUAUAAUGCGACCUAAUCAACCGUACACAAACAUGAGGCAAGGGUCAAUGGCAGCACCUCCUGGAGGCAAAAGAGCAGAUCAGCGCAUACCUAUUUCACAACAAAAACCGUAUUUUUGGAACAGUGAUUUUUCACAUUCCACUUCGAAGAAGAAGAAGAAAUUGGCUGAUAAAAUAUUACCUCAGAAAGUGCGUGAUUUAGUACCAGAAUCACAGGCCUAUAUGGAUUUACUCGCAUUUGAACGGAAAUUAGAUGCGACAAUUAUGAGAAAGCGUCUUGAUAUUCAAGAAGCUCUUAAACGUCCAAUGAAACAGAAAAGAAAAUUACGAAUAUUUAUUUCUAAUACUUUUUAUCCUGCCAAGGAGGCUGGUGAAGGUGAAGAAGGUUCUGUAGCGUCUUGGGAGCUUCGUGUUGAAGGUAGACUUUUGGAUGAUACUAAAAAUGAUCCUAAUAAGGUGAAAAGAAAGUUUUCGUCAUUCUUCAAAAGUUUAGUAAUUGAACUAGACAAGGACUUAUAUGGUCCUGAUAAUCAUUUAGUAGAAUGGCACCGUACAUUAACCACGCAAGAAACUGAUGGAUUCCAGGUUAAACGUCCUGGAGACAAAAACGUUCGAUGUACGAUUCUUUUACUUUUAGAUUAUCAACCAUUGCAAUUUAAAUUGGACCCAAGACUUGCCCGUUUAUUGGGAGUUCACACUCAGACUCGACCUGUAAUCAUAUCUGCAUUAUGGCAAUAUAUAAAAACUCACAAAUUACAAGACAGUCAUGAACGGGAAUUUAUUAACUGUGACAAAUAUCUCGAGCAAAUAUUUGCAUGUCCACGUAUGAAAUUUGCUGAAAUCCCACAACGAUUAAAUCCUCUUCUUCAUCCUCCCGAUCCAAUUGUUAUUAAUCACGUAAUAAGCGUUGAAGGCACAGAAACUAAACAAACUGCUUGUUAUGAUAUAGAAGUCGAAGUUGACGAUACCCUCAAAACUCAGAUGAAUAAUUUUCUUUUGUCUACUGCAAGCCAACAAGAAAUUCAAAGUUUGGAUAACAAAAUUCAUGAAACUGUUGAAACAAUUAAUCAAUUAAAAACAAAUCGAGAAUUCUUCUUGAGUUUUGCAAAAGAUCCACAGCAAUUUAUUAAUAAAUGGAUUAUUUCGCAAACAAGAGACUUAAAGACAAUGACUGAUGUCGUUGGAAAUCCAGAAGAAGAACGAAGAGCUGAAUUUUAUUAUCAACCAUGGGCUCAAGAGGCUGUUUGUCGUUACUUUUAUACUAAAGUACAGCAGAAACGAGCAGAAUUGGAGCAAGCUCUUGGAAUUCGAAAUUCAUAAAUUUAUUUAAUCAUUGUAGAUAUAAAUUGUCAUUUUCGAAACUUUUUAAUGAUGGUAGAAAAAACAUUUUUCAUUAAG